Messenger RNA from Chaetomium globosum CBS 148.51, 1179 nucleotides. RefSeq lists its product as uncharacterized. NCBI's taxonomy places the organism in Eukaryota, Fungi, Ascomycota, Sordariomycetes, Sordariales, Chaetomiaceae. The transcript has 2 exons. The record is from RefSeq and is a predicted model, not a curated record. Bases 1 to 1179 code for a protein of 392 amino acids. Gene Ontology annotation, biological process: 7-methylguanosine mRNA capping. Gene Ontology annotation, molecular function: ATP binding; mRNA guanylyltransferase activity. Gene Ontology annotation, cellular component: mRNA capping enzyme complex.
AUGGACCAGGGAGCGCAACCCCUCCGCGACAUCGCGGCCCCGGGCGUCAAGGCCCAAGGUGACCUCCUUCGAGAGCUGCGUACUGAGGUCGCCAAUCUGCUCGGGCGCAACUCGUAUAACUUUCCGGGAGCCCAGCCCGUCUCAUUCGCGCGGAGGCAUCUGGAGGAAUUGCGGAGAGAGGACUACUACGUCUGCGAAAAAUCCGAUGGCAUCCGCUACCUCCUCUACCUGACGUCGGACGAGAACGGCCAACGAGUGCACUACCUAGUAGACCGCAAAAACGACUACUGGUGGCUGUCACAGCGCACUUCCACUUCCCGCUGGCGGCAAGACCGUGCAGCAUUCCACACGGGCACACUGAUUGACGGCGAGCUGGUGAUGGACACAUUUCCCAACGGCGAGAAGGCGCCCGUCUUCCUCGUCUUCGACCUGCUCGCGCUCGACGGCAAGGCCGAAGUGCUCUCCAGGCCCCUCGACAAACGGCUAGGCUACUUCAAGGAGCACGUCAUGAAGCCGUACAAGAGCCUGUUCUCGGCCUUCCCCGAAGAGCUGCGCUACCAGGCGUUCAAGGUCGAGAUGAAGGAGAUGCAGUUCUCGUACGGCAUCGAGAUGAUGUUCCGCGAGGUGCUCCCUACUCUGAAGCACCAGAACGACGGCCUCAUCUUCACCUGCCGCACCAGCCCCUACCAGUUCGGCACCGACCAACACAUCCUCAAGUGGAAAGCACCACACGAGAACACGAUCGACUUCCGGCUAAAACUCAACUUCCCCGUCGUGGAGCCCAACGAACUAGAACGCGCCGACGGCAUCACCGAGCCCUUCGUAGACUACGACAGCGUCCCCGACGCACGCUUACUCAUCUUCACGGGCAACGACCGCGGCAAGCCGAGCUACGAAGAACUCAAGGAGCCGCUGUACCUGACCGAGGCCGAGUGGGAAACGCUCAAGGAGUGGAACGACCCGCUGCAGGACAGCAUCAUCGAGUGCUGCCUGGACGAGGAGAAGCGCUGGCGUCUGUACCGGUUUCGCGACGACAAGACCGAGGCUAAUCACGUUAGUACCGUGAAUAGCGUCAUGGGCAGCAUCAAGGACGCCGUCAGCGAGGCUGACCUCCUACACGCCGCCAAGGGCAUCAAGGAUAGUUGGAAGCUGAGGCAGCAGCAACAUGGGGGGCAUUAG